UGCAAAACUGAAGUUAUUUGUACUUUUUUGUAUUCACUUUUUUAUAAUUUUAAUCCAAUCUGUUCGUGCAGAAAUCGUACAAAGUUUUUUUGUCGAAGUUGACAAGCACUUUUUUAUACUUUUUGUUGCAAGACGGACUGUCAAAGAUAAAACGGACAAAUAACAAUGAUUUAUAGCAAUAAAUAAAAAAAAUGCAAAUAACGAAAUAUGGACAUAGGUGACCCUGGAUUUUUACAUAAUCUGAAUGCUGAAGAAAUAAACUUUCUAUUGAUAUAUGGUUUGUCAGAAUAGAAGUAUACAAAGAUGGAUUCUGAGGGUGCAAACGAAACAGAAUAUUGAGAAAAUGUCCUUUGAAGUUGUUAAUCUGAGGCUAUGUAGCAGGCCAUCUGCUCACAAAAAGAAAGUUUCUUUACAUUUACGUUAGAAAUUUACAGCAAUUCUUCAUGGAACAUAAAAUCAUAAAAUUUUACCCAUACAAUGUAUUUUUGGUGAUUACUAAAAAUGUUCCUGUGCUACUUAAGACUGGUUUUAUUGUCCAGGGUCAACAAUAUGAUGUCUUAGAAGGACAGCAGUGGUAUGAACCACAUUGUCAGUUAUUUAUAAUAAGUAGACUUGUUUUUAUCUGGUUAACAAAUGGUUAUCCUUGGCAAGAUUUUAUUUGAUAGCAUAUGCCUUUUUUCACAACUCGGGAUAAUCGUUUACCCUUGAACUGUUUCAUAGCAUCUGACGUCAGACCACAUCACCUCUCCGCUCUCUAAUCAUCACUGGGCUAAUAACUUUAUCAUCGAUGUCAAAUGUGCUGAAAUGACACUCUUUGAUCAAAUAUGCCAUAUCACUUACCAGAACUGGUUAUGUCAGGUUUGGAUACACAGCAUGAAGCAUUAAAGUUUUAUCAUUUAAACGUAUUAAUCAUGAUUCGGAAAGGUAUAAAAGCCCUUUAGUUUACUUUUUACAUUUUACAAACCACUUCAGAAUGAACAGCUUCUAUAAAGAUGACUAUCUUUUAGGCUUUGGAGCAACAUUUCAUUCUAUAAAGACAGAUUAUUAAUGUGUUAUAAUUGAAACUAACAGUUUGAUGAAUGUGCACCCCCAAGGUUGUUGUUAGGUAUUUAUUUAUAUGCGGUACCUUCAUAGAGAGCAUGUCCCUCCUUUUAUCCUGUGCCCAUGUAGAGGUCUUUAUGCUAGUUGGGAAGGUGUGACAGACUCAGGUUUAUUACCCUCAGCAUGGAGCAAAGUCCGUCAGAAGGCCUUCACACGGCACCAUCUCUGGGACAGUUCGAGUCCGUGCCUGUUUUCCUAUCUGUCCUGAGAGGCCUCAACAGUUAUGAAUGACAGUUUACGGUGACCCGCACCUCCCCUCUCCUAUGGAACAUGAACAACCCACACUAUCCCCAGGAUCACCCCCAGCCCGCAGCUUUCCACCCCACCGACUACACGCGGGACAUUGUGACCCAAGAGGCACCUUUAACAUCUCAGGAUUUAAAGCCAGACCCAGAUGGAAGGGCAGGUCAGGAGGAGGGCUGUCCCGUGUGUGGUGACAGGGUGUCGGGGUAUCACUAUGGUCUGCUCACCUGUGAGAGCUGUAAGGGCUUUUUCAAGCGCUCCAUACAGAACAACAAGCGCUAUAUGUGUGCAGAGCGACAGAACUGUCCCAUGGACCCGGCCCAGAGGAAACGCUGCCCUUACUGCCGCUUUCAGAAAUGUUUAGCUGUGGGAAUGAAAAGAGAAGCCGUACGUGCUGACCGCAUGAGAGGUGGACGAAACAAAUUUGGGCCUCUAUAUCGACGGGACAGACAAAUGAAACAGCAAAGAGGGUCCUAUCACACGGCCAACACUUUCCCCUGCAGGGUCAAACAGGAGGGACCACAAACAUCAAUACAUCAUGAUUUUCCUUUCUCAAACCAGUCUCCUGCUACUCCUGACCAUUACCACCCACCCCAGUCAGUUCCUCCCAGCAUCAGCCAAUCAGAGUUUCCCAUGUUACUGGACUGCGCCAUCCCCAGAGACCGGACACUUUCUGAUCCAUCCCUGUCUUUUCACGCGCUGUAUUAUCCAGGCUCUUACGGAUGCUCUCAAGAGAAAAGAGACCUCACGUUCAACUACAGUCCUGCUUCAACGUUGCCCUCUGGUCCAGUCUCCCCUACUCUUCUCACCACACCUGUAUUAACACCAGCUUCAACUCCUAGUUCAACCCCGAAUCCACAUAUCCUGACGCCCAACGUGACCCCAAAUCCUAGUUCAUGCUUCUUAAGCCAGCUCCUGCAAGCUGAGCCGGAUGAGAAGCAACUCUGCAUGCGGGUUUUAGCAAGCCUCCAGAGAGAACAGGCAUGUCGAGGAAAACACGACCGCCUUAAUACCUUCAGCAUCAUGUGCAAAAUGGCCGACCAGACUUUGUUUGGACUGGUGGAGUGGGCACGCAACAGCACCCUGUUUAAAGAUCUUAAGGUGGAGGACCAAAUGGGGCUUCUGCAGAGCUGUUGGAGUGAACUUCUGAUCCUGGAUCACCUGUGCAGACAGGUGGCUUAUGGAAGAGACGGCUGCAUCUGUUUGAUUACCGGACAACAGAUCGAAGUAUCCAUCAUCCUCAGCCAGGCUGGAGUUACUCUCAGUAGUCUGGUGUGCAGAACCCAGGACCUUGUUUCAAAGCUUAAGUCUCUUCAGCUGGACAGAGAAGAGUUUGUGUGCCUCAAAUAUCUUGUUCUCUUUAACCCAGAUGUAAAAUCAGUACAGGAUCGCAGGCAGGUCGAACAGACUCAAGAGCGUGUCAACAAAGCACUGAUGGAUCACACCAUGCAGACCCAUCCGGGUCACUCGGACAAGUUUGGCCAGCUGCUACUCCGUCUGCCUGAGGUGCGCAGCAUCAGUCUGCAGGUGGAGGAGUAUCUGUAUCAGCGCCAUCUGCUGGGUGAUCUACCCUGCAACUCGCUGCUCACUGAAAUGUUGCAUGCGAAGCACACAUAAGACACAAUGAGAACAAAGCUUGUCUUUUCAUAUGCUCUUGUGAAUCUUUAUUUGAUCUUUAAGUGCUGAAUCUGGAUUUGUGGCACAAAAUGUAUCAUUUUGAACGUCACUAUUUUUGAAUAAAUUAAGAUGCCAGUUGUCAUCAUUGGCCGGCAUUAUCUGUAUAAUAACUACAGUAUAAAAUGUGAAGUAAGCUCACACGCUGUUAACUAAUUCGUUAUUUGUGGAAAUCACAUCUGGUCAAACACUGCCACUGUCUUACUUGCCUUAUCCACUGUCACGCAUUCUUAUUAUAAAAGAAAAUGGUUUGUCAUUGAUAUUACUACCAAGUUUCAAUUUUCCAUCUGUUUUCUGUGGUCUGAUUUUACGUCCAGAAAGGUAAAUGUUAUAAAGCCUGCUAAGAAUCUUUGAAGAUCACCAAUAAGCUCAAACAGGAAAAUGAAUGACUUAAUAAA
Triplophysa dalaica is the source of this 3416-nucleotide messenger RNA. RefSeq names its product nuclear receptor subfamily 5, group A, member 5 (gene nr5a5). The record is from RefSeq and is a predicted model, not a curated record. Bases 1372 to 2961 code for a protein of 529 amino acids. Gene Ontology annotation, biological process: hormone-mediated signaling pathway; regulation of transcription by RNA polymerase II; tissue development. The transcript has 7 exons. Lineage: Eukaryota; Metazoa; Chordata; Actinopteri; Cypriniformes; Nemacheilidae. Gene Ontology annotation, molecular function: RNA polymerase II cis-regulatory region sequence-specific DNA binding; zinc ion binding; nuclear receptor activity. Gene Ontology annotation, cellular component: RNA polymerase II transcription regulator complex.